Molecule: messenger RNA, 1821 nt
Organism: Nicotiana attenuata
Lineage: Eukaryota; Viridiplantae; Streptophyta; Magnoliopsida; Solanales; Solanaceae
Exons: 5
Coding region: 1-1821 (606 amino acids)
Source: RefSeq, a predicted model, not a curated record
AUGCAGAAGAUAGUAGCAGGAUGGCAAUGGAUAGACAACGAUAAUACUGAUCGAGGAGACUAUGGACUGCAUACCAUUAAUAACAGGAAGGAAUUGUGGCAAGAGUUACAGACUAUUGCUACUCAAAUGUCAGGGCCUAGGGUGAUGAUGGGAGAUUUCAAUCCAAUACUAUCUAUGGAGGACAGACUAUAUGGUAAUCCAGUCCAAGAGGUUGAGGUGAUUUCAAGGAAUUCCUGCAGCAAUCUGUGGCCUCAUCUGGAAGGGGUCAUUAUGGACACAUACUUCUCUGAUCACUACCCUUUGAGGAUCCCUUUUGAGAUUGUCAAGGAAACAGGAACAAAGACUUUCAAGUUCUUCAAUUACCUAGUUGAACAUCAGGACUUCAUGCAGGCUAUGGAAACUAGCUGGAGAAAGCCUAGCAACCUGCACUCUAUGCAAAUGGCCUGGCUAAAAUUCAAACAGUUGAAUGGUGAGAUGAAAAGACUAGUAAGAAGGGAGCCUGGCAAGGUUGAAGAUAGAAUAGCACAAGCAAGAGAGAAGCUGAAAACUAUACAAAUACAAAUGAGAGAUCCUGCCAGGAGUUUAGAAUUAGUGCAAGUUGAAGCAAAAGCAAAAGAAGAGCUUGAGAAAUGGUUGAUGGUAGAGGAAAGCAUAGCAAGCAAAAAUCUAGAGUACAGUGAGGAAGAAAUACAAAAGUUCUACAAGGGAUUUCUUGGUCAAGUUGCUCAUCAGCUCCCAGUGGUGCAACAGGACAUAAUGCAAAGUGGCAAGGUGGUAACAAGGGACCAGCAGCUAAAGCUCAUCAGGCCAAUCACAAAGGAAGAAGUGAAUGGGGCUAUUAAGGGUAUUGGUGAUCAGAAAGCCCCAAGAUGUGAUGGCUUCAAUGCCUUCUUCUACAAGAGGACAUGGCCAGUCAUAGGGGAGGAUGUAACAUUUGUUGUGAUUGAAUUCUUCAAUUCAGGAAGUAUGUUAAUUGGGGAUAACAUCAUCAUGGCACAUGAACUAGUUAACGGCUAUGAGAGGAAGGAUAUUUCACCUGGAUGCAUGCUAAAAAUUGACAUGCGGAAGGCAUAUGAUUCCUUAGAAUAUCCAUACCUACAACAAAUUUUGAGGCUGAUUGGAUUUCCAGAAAUAUUUGUUGCUUGGAUAAUGGAGUGCAUCACUACUGUUACUUAUUCUAUCAUUAUCAAUGGCAAGCCUUUACAGCUAUUUGCAGUCAGGAAGGAAUUGAGACAGGAUAACCCCCUCUCCCCUUACCUAUUUGUACUAGGAAUGGAGUACCUAAGUCGACUAAUGAAGACCUUGAAGACAAUCAAAGGUUUCAGAUAUCAUCCUAGGUGUGCUAAGUUCAACUUGGUCCAGCUUGGGUUUGUAGAUGACCUCUUGCAAUUCUGCAGAGGAGAUGUUCAGUCAGUACAUGCUUUACAUGAUAAGUUUCAAAUGUUCUCUAAAGUAUUAGGACUAAUAGCCAACCCCAACAAAAGCUCAAUCUACUUUGGAGGUGUCUGUCAGAAUUCUCUAGGGUUGAUUAUGGAGGCUUUAAACUUUAGAAGAGGAGAGCUACCCAUUAGUUACUCACGUAUGCCCCUAAGUACCAAGAGACUGUCGAUUCUGCAAUGUGAGCCCUUUAUUGAAAAGAUGAUGGAAAAAAUAACCUCGUGGACAACUAAAUUCCUCUCAUAUGCUGGCAGAACACAACUGAUCCUGAGUGUAUUAUAUGUUAUUCAAACUUUCUGGGCUCAAGUGUUCAUUCUUCCGAAAAAAGCUUGUCCAGUUUAUAGAGACAAUCUGCAGAAAGUUCCUAUGGACAUGCAUUGCUGA